Linnemannia hyalina is the source of this 3978-nucleotide messenger RNA. NCBI's taxonomy places the organism in Eukaryota, Fungi, Mortierellomycota, Mortierellomycetes, Mortierellales, Mortierellaceae. The record is from the annotation of a GenBank genome assembly.
AUGACCGUUUCAGACCAGGAUACCAAGAUGGAUGUCGAUAUUGUCACCCCCAACGACACCCCUGACUCACAUAUACACCUGACCGAUCCUCCAUCGACACUCAAAGAUGCAUCACAAGCCUUGCAGCCAGCAGCUCCCACCAUAUCUACGGACCCAACGGCACCCUCACAGCCACCAAACAAUCCCGGAGCUGCAGCUGCAGAGCCAAUGGUUCAGGAUCAACAACCCCAGCAACAGCCUCAAACGCAACCUGUUGAACAAUCUACACCCAGCACUGCCGCAGGCAUUGCACCAGAGAUCUCAGCAACAGCCGGACCUGAAGUGGACGGCGAUGGUGACGAAGAUCUCUACAAGAGCAGACACCCCUCGGCCGUCUUUCGCCCUCAAUUGGAUGACAUUGUUAUGGACCAGGAUCUGCUCGACUUUUACGAACAGCUCAAGUUCCUCGUGUCGCUCUCGCCUCUCAAGACAGCCCAGGUCCUCUACGCAUUCUCACUGGCAACAGAACACCUUUCGCCAGAGCUGGAGGUUAGGAGGUCGGUCCUGGACUUGAACAGGAGGGCAUUCUCGUUCUAUCAGGAAAACACGUGGUUCACUGUCGAUCUAGAGUCGAAAGAGGAUCUGAGCGACGAUGAGGCAUACGAGUCCUCCGACCCAAAGUUCAGGAUCCUGCCCGCUCGCCAUGGUCUAUUCCCCGCACUGCAAAAGCAGCCAUUCGGAUACCAGUCAAAUCCAGCAUACUACAACCCCUACCCACCUUAUCCAUAUCCAUACUAUGCUGAACCUGACCAUUACCUUCCAGAUAACGCGGAACCUCGUCCAGCAUCACCAAGACGUCAGGAUGGCGAAGGAGAGCAAGAACAGGAACGUCGACCUAGGGAUCGCGAGCGGUCAAGCCGGAGCCACCGCCGUGGAACCAAAUCAAGCAAACGCAGACGCUCCAGAGAUUCGGAAUCGUCCGUCCGCCCAUUAGGAUCCGUGACCAAGAUCCGUCUGCGCACUUCAGGAUACGACGAUCGAUCACCUAAAAAGUCGAGACGUGACCCAGAUUCUCCCUCGCUGUCGAGCAUGGAUGGCGUUCGCAAGCAUCAUCGCCAGGGUACUGAGACGGGCGACGCCAACAUGGAUCCGACCCAGCGGAAGGACCCUGAGCGCCAUAGAGACAGGGUGCGGGAUGCAGACUACGAGAGGGAGCGGAUGGAGCGUCGCUUGGCCAGGAAGCUGAAGAAGCAGGCUCGGGCUGGUGAACAUGCCUCAGGCGAUCGACAGAAGGACGGUGGCUCAAGCCAGACAAAGAUCCGACCCCUCAAGAUCACCCUUGUACAGUCUGGAAAGUCGGGCUCGAACUCUGCCGCUCAGGACUCUGCUACAGACGGCACAGGACAUAACGUUUCCAAGGCAUCUCAGAGCUGGAACCCCAACGGAGAUCACGCGGACAGCAGUAGCAACGCGCAUCGCAGCAUUCAACCUCAGAAUAACAACGCAGCGGGCUCAGCAGACGAUGGUGCCUCCGCGACCAGUGGCCAAAAGCCCGCCAACAUCAACACCCAAACCCCUCAGCCCAUUCCACGGAAACCCAAGCACUCACACGCAUUGCAGGCAUCGCCUGUCCAAACAACGUCUACCCAUGGAGGUCAAACAGCUCCAGGACCAUUCUCGAGCGACAAGUCGGACGAUAAGCUCAAAAAGGGAACAUGGACUGCCGCUGAAGAAGAGAUCUUGCUGGAGGCUGUCCGAGGCCUGUCGAGCGAGAACUGGCAUGCUGUUGCGCAGAUGGUUCCUGGAAGAAACGCGAAGCAGUGUAUGCAAAAGUGGCAAACCGACUUGGACCCUCAAAUCAACCGACUGCCCUGGACCGAGGCCGAAGACGAGAAGCUGGUCGAGGCUUACCACAGAUACGGAAACUCGUGGCAGCAGAUUGCCAAGAUGGUCGAGACCCGCACCUGGUACCAAUGCUACAACCGUGUCCGUGCCAAGAGCGUCAAGACCAAGAUCCAGCAAACUACAGGAACUCAUCCAGCGAGUAUUGCGAAUGGGGGUAUUCCUGGUGGCCCACGCCCAGAAGGAUCCAAGCCUGGCUCGAAGCGGGAUGGUGAAAAGAGAAAAGGACAUGGAUCUCAGGGUGGCAUGACAUCUGGACUUGCUUCAGGACCCAGCAUGGAUUCGCAGUCUCAGUCAGGCCCUUCACAACCCAGGCCGGCGCCUUUGAGUGGCGAGAGCAACAGCAGCAACAGCAACUCUGGAGACUAUAUCCGCGUGAAGGGACAGCAGAUGCAGGGCGUUUUGGCUUUGGGACCUUCAGCACAAGCACAGGGACCCACUGCGGGACAUCGGGAUCAGCCAAUCUCGUCUCCUUCGCAAGGACCUCCUUCGAGCACUGAAGGCGCUACGCCCAGCACCUCCAGCAGCGACUAUCAUCGAUCCUCGCCAAUGAGCGCACGUCAACAGGACGUGCCCCAGCAUCAAGGAGUUAAGCCAGCGUCAUCGACGCCGUCUCAGGCGACAUCUCAGGCUCAGUUCCAACCCCCUCAGCAUUUGCAUUCACCUCAGCAAUCUCAUCAACAGCAUCACUCUCAGCAUCAGCAGUCGCCACAACAACGUCCUCCACAGCACCAAGCAUCCCCACAUACCUCUCAGCAUCAGCCAUCGCAACCAUUGAAGUCGGUCAAGACGGAACCGCAGCAACCAACCACACCGCAACCAAAAUCAGAUGCCGGAUACUGGCCUCAGCAGCCAACAUCUUCGUCGAGUCCGCGCGCAGGAUCGCCCAAGGGAUACCGUACUCCUCAGCUCUCUCAGGGUCAGCAGCAGCAGCAACAGCCGUCACCACACCGUCAGCACAACCACAACAUCUCUCCAGCACAGUCGCAAUCGCCAUCGCAUCAGUCGCAGCAUCAUCAUCAGCAAGGGAUGCAGCCACCACCUCCUCCCAGCUCUCACUCCAACUAUCCUAGUCAAUCUCCUGGACCUACAGGGAUCCACAUGACGUACGAGAGUCAGAGCAGCAGCAAUAGCAGCAAUGGUGGCAGUGCUACAGGCAAAAGUAGUGGCGCAGGUUUGGGAAUUCACCAGAGUUACCCGUCGCAACAGCAGGCUCCUGCACAACAGCAAGGUCAGCAGAGUCAGCAGAAUCAGCAACAACACUCGAGCCCAUACCAACAGCACCACCGCCAGCAGCCAUCGCCUCACCAGCAGCAUCUGCAACAGUCUCCACAACAACAGCAGCAGUCACCUCAUUAUCGCCAAAAGUCGUCCAGCAACCACCUUCGUCCUGUGCCUCCAUUGUCUGCAACUCUUUCUAAAGGCCAGCCGCCCUCGUCUGCAAGCUCGUCGUCACCCUCCAUCUCGAUGCAGCCUCAGCAUGGAAACCGCCCACCACCUCCACCCGUGAGUCAGAAGAGCCAUAGCAGCAGCUAUUCGCCCUCGACAUUGCCACCUAUCCAGCAACACCAUGCUGCAUCCCAGCAGUCGCCAAAGCCUUUCUCUGGAAAUCAGCGUCUACCCAGCUUUAAUGGCCCACCAUCGUCGUCGACUGCUUCAACGACCGCAUCGUCUUCGGCGUCGUCCCCACACCCACUGCUCCCGCCUGUCCAGGGACACUCCCAGCAGCCAUUACCGCCCUUCCAGGGACAACGACAACAACAGGCUUCUCCCUCAUCCCCUCCACCACCCCAGGCAUUAGGAUCUCAAUCAUCUUCGUCUUAUUCUUCAGGACCUCCACCCUCGAUAGUCACGUCUGCAAAUAUGACACCCCCAGGACCUGGUAGUAGUGUCCAUUCGACAUAUUCGACUCCUGUCCUCGCACCGCCACUGUUGUCGCCCACCCUCGCCAACUCUCCCACGGGCGGGUUUAUCUCGACGUCUGCCUUGUUGAUGAUGGCCAGGAACGCGCAGCAGCAACAGCAGCAGCACAGGCAGUCGCCUGGUGGGGGAGGACCUAAUAGCAGCACACCUUCUACAUCCAUCCCUCCUCCUUGA